Molecule: messenger RNA, 2729 nt
Organism: Sceloporus undulatus (fence lizard)
Lineage: Eukaryota; Metazoa; Chordata; Lepidosauria; Squamata; Phrynosomatidae
Gene: MINDY3
Product: MINDY lysine 48 deubiquitinase 3
Exons: 16
Coding region: 379-1716 (445 amino acids)
Biological process (GO): protein K48-linked deubiquitination
Molecular function (GO): K48-linked deubiquitinase activity; cysteine-type deubiquitinase activity
Source: RefSeq, a predicted model, not a curated record
AGAGAAGCUCGUUUCUGAUUGGAUCAGAGGCUUGUUUGUCAUGUGCUGCUCCAAUCAGAACCGUCGGUAGCGAGGGAGCCCUCGUAGAAUACUAGUAAUGAAAAGGAAGGAAGGGAGGAGCGAGUCAGACGGGCGGAGGAAGCUGCCGGAGUUGGGAGAGUGGGCCUUCCAGCCCGGGGUCGUCAUCGUCGGUGCCGCUUCCUCUUCUACUUUUCCUCGGAGCAGACGCCUCGCUUGCCGGUUCCCGCCUCUGCCCAUGUUGAGGGAAAGUGGGUGGGCAGCCGCCUCUCAACUUCUUCUCCAUCGCUGCCACCGCCUUCUUCUGGUGUCUCCCUCCAGGAGGAGUCUCCGGAGCCACCCAGCCAGAGAGCCGCCCCCAUGGCUGAAGUAGGGCAGGAGGUCGUCCACCUGGUGUGGGGCAAGAAGCCCGGCUCCCAGGGCCUCGCAGACACCAUCUUCUGCCGCUGGGCACAAGGGUUUGUAUUCAGUGAAUCAGAAUCUACUGCCUUAGAACAAUUUGAAGGAGGCCCUUGUGCUGUGAUUGCACCCAUUCAGGCAUUUCUUCUGAAGAAGCUUUUUGCUUGUGAGAAAUCUACCUGGAGACAAUGUCAAGAGGAAGAGCAGAAGAACCUCCUUUGCCAUACAUUAAGUGAAAUUUUGGAACUGGCUUGUUCUGAUAAUUCAGAAUCGUAUUGUAUGGUAACAUGGCAAAGAGGGAAAGCUGCAGAAGAAACUGCUAGUAUUUCUGAGAGUCCAGCUGAAUCAAGCCAUCAAGAGGAGCAGCCCUCUGCCUUGGCUGUCGAAGAGCUUGGCUUUGAGCGAUUUCAUGCAUUAAUUCAAAAGCAAUCAUUCACAAGCUUUCCUGAUUUCAAAGAGGCAGUUUGGAAUCAAUAUUCAGUCUGGACAAACAAAUUUGGUGUGCUGCUCUUUCUGUAUUCUGUGAUACUGACCAAGGGCAUUGAAAAUAUUAAAAAUGAAAUAGAAGAUUCAACUGAGCCAUUGAUAGAUCCGGUUUACGGUCAUGGAAGCCAAAGUUUAAUUAAUCUCCUGUUGACGGGGCAUGCAGUAUCUAACGUCUGGGAUGGAGACAGGGAAUGCUCAGGAAUGAAGUUACUCGGAAUACAUAAACAAGCAACUGUUGGUUUUCUGACCCUCAUGGAAUCUCUAAGAUACUGUAAGGUUGGCUCCUAUUUGAAGUCCCCAAAGUUCCCUAUUUGGAUACUUGGCAGCGAAACUCAUCUCACAGUCUUCUUUGCCAAGGAUUUGGCUCUUGUUGCUCCUGAAGCUCCCUCAGAACAAGCCAGACGUGUCUUUCAAACAUAUGAUCCUGAAGAUAAUGGCUUUAUACCAGACACACUUCUAGAAGAUGUAAUGAAGGCUUUGGACCUUGUAUCAGAUCCUGAAUAUAUCAAUCUCAUGAAGACAAAAUUAGAUCCAGAAGGAUUGGGAAUCAUAUUACUAGGUCCCUUUCUUCAAGAAUUUUUCCCUGAACAGGAUUCAAAGGUUCAGGAGUCAUUCACUGUCUACCACUACAAUGGAUUGAAGCAAUCUAAUUACAAUGAAAAGGUCAUGUACGUUGAAGGUACAGCGGUGAUUAUGGGCUUUGAAGACCCAAUGCUACAGACUGAUGAUACUCCAAUCAAGCGCUGUUUGCAGACAAAAUGGCCAUACAUAGAACUGCUAUGGACCACAGAUCGGUCUCCCUCAUUAAACUGAUGUUCAGAAAAGACUUUAUUCAAAUUACUGUCCAAUGUAUUGAAUGGAGGGUAUGGGAAGCAGCUGCCUGUAUUAAAAACAAAAACAAGCAAGCUAUAUUUUGACUGUGUCGCUAUACACUGGUGUCACUGAGAAACUGUAAAUAAAACACUUUUUCAGUGUUAAUUAGAAUAUUUAAUUUUUUUAACAAUUGGACUGAUUUAUUUUUUACCAACUAGUUCCUCUUUGGCCACUGUAAUGCAGUUAAAAUGUGAGUUCUCACCCAGAAUCCUCCCUGUUCAGCCUAAAAAGAACCUGAAAACAGUCUAGUACUGCAGCAUCUCCAUAUUAGGCUUUUUAAAAUUGUCUUAAAUAUCAUAGUAUUCACUUUACACAGUUGUUCAGCCAUAUGUUAUUAUUUAAAUCAGACUGCCUUAGGGUGCAACCCAUUUCAGAAUCCCAGCGCAGAAGUCUUACUGAAAUUAAUGUGGGCUGUGCAGCAACAUGAUGGUGCUCUUACAUUGUUCAGGGAAACUGCCAAGUGGAUGGUGGCCUACACUAUAGUAUCAUAGCUUUGGGACUAGAUUGGCGUUUGCACUGACUAUGUUUAGAUGAGUUAAAUGUAUGCUGUUUUCCUCUAAAUAUCCAAAUCUACAUGAUUUUGUUCAAAAGGAGGUAAACAUUGUGAAUUCUUAAGUAUGACUUAGCUAUAAAUGGUAAACACUAUUUAUUGGUGGUGGUGGUGUUCCCAUACUUUACCUGCUGGGUACAUUAAAAGUCAAAGCAGAAUUUAAGAAAAGUAAAUAUUAAUAUCCAAAGCCGUAUAAAAUAAAUGUUUUAAAAACAUAACAGCUGAGAGAGUUUGUGCUAUGAUUUUUUAAGAUAUUCAUAUUAUUAUUGCCAAAUACCUCUUCUCAUGAUGUCAUUAAACAUACGCCAGCACUAUUGUAUGUGUUUCAUGCAUGGAAGCAUCUGUUGUUCACAUAGUAUAGUCCAUUAUUUAUUACCUAGCAAGGCCUAAAUAAAACAAAAAC